CAGUAGGGGAGCGGAGUCGUACUCUCUGUGCGAGUCCGAAGCCCUAAUAAAGAAGGAAAGAAAGCGAUUUGACUUCACAGUUCACGCACACACAUUCUCUCUCUCUCUCUCUCUCUCUCUCUCUCUCCCAGUCCACUGUUUGUAGCAUGAGACUCCAACUCAAUGUCCAUCUCCAAAGCACGGAGAGCCCAGGAAUAAAAGGUAGAAAACAAUAAUAAAUAAUAAUGGUAGAAUUCCUCAUUGCCUGAAUUUAGUAAGCUUCGUGAGAGGCCAUGGAGAUGGAGUACCAAAGGAUCCAAAAAGCGCAGCUUGCAAAUGUGAAUUUCAGGGUGGUGGAUCAUCGCCGGGGAAGUUGAGGACGAUGCUUCUCGGAGUCGACAGGAAGCCCAAGGAGGAGGAACACCUUCACUCUACUUUCACCUCCAGAUCUCAAUCUUCUCAUUCUUCUUCUUCUCCUCCUCCUCACUUUCGUGACGCAGGUGGUAGCAGCUCUGAUAAUUACAAAGAUGUAGAUGUUGUGAGCGUUCUUCCUGAAUGCUCCACUUCAACCGCAACUGACUCAUUAGGCUCGGAGAUGGCCAUUUCCCGGAGAUUGCCGGAUAACGCAUUAAACAAAUCAAGGCUUAGGACCCAAGAAGACCCUCCUUUGGAUUAUGAUAGUGUGCAUGAUGGGAUGAGCAUGUCCUCUUCUGUUUUUGAGUUUCAGAAGGCUGAGCGGGGUGCACACAGAGUGCCUCUCGGGGCUUUCUCAAAACCAGCACCAUCCAAAUGGGAUGAUGCCCAGAAGUGGAUAGCAAGUCCGACUUCAAACCGGCCAAAGAUUGGGCUGGCUCAAGUACAUGGGGGGCUGGCUCAAGUACAUGGUGGGCAAGGAGUUGGAUCACGAAAGACAACUAGUGUUGGUUAUGGAAGCUGGCAGCCAUCCACCAAGGUUGUUGUUGAAGCUCCAGAUCAAAAAGUGGUUGCUUUUGGGGAACCGGAUACAAAACGGAUUGAUACAACUCAAGCUAAGAUGGAUUCUGCAGGGACAAAGUUUGUCAGUUGGGAGGACGACCUUCCCUAUCCAAUUGGAGAUUCAUAUGGCAAGCCUGUGCUCAUGAUUGAGAACUCUGUUGGAGAGUCUGCGAAUUUUUUGGCAGUUAAUCUCAGCCGGCAUGAUUCAUCUGUAGCCAUCCAGAGUGCAACUACAUUUAUACCAACCCCCACAACAGCUCGGUCUGUAUCAAUGAGAGAUAUGGGCACUGAAAUGACUCCAAUUGCUAGCCAAGAACCUUCCAGGACUGGAACUCCUGUGAGGGCAACAACACCGAUUCGCAGCCCAACUUCUUCUAGGCCAUCUACUCCUGCCAGAGCUGCCAUUGCUUCAUCACCAUCUGAUCCACGUAAUGACCAUCUGGAUCCUAACAAGAAUGAGUUGUCUGAAAAGGAGCUACAAAUGAAAACCAGGAGAGAGAUAAUGGUCCUUGGGACACAAUUGGGCAAAAUGAACAUUGCUGCUUGGGCUAGCAAAGGGGAGGAGGAUAAGGAUGCAUCCACUUCAUUGAAAAGUUUAGCAUCAGAGCAACCGGCUAAAAGUAUUGUUGAGACACGUGCAUCAGCUUGGGAGGAGGCAGAGAAAGCCAAGUAUAUGGCCAGGUUCAAACGUGAAGAGAUGAAAAUUCAGGCAUGGGAGAAUCAUCAAAAAGCUAAAACAGAAGCUGAGAUGAGGAAAAUUGAGGUAGAGGUUGAAAGGAUGAGGGGACAAGCGCAGGAUAGGCUUAUGAAUAAGGUAGCAGCUGCAAGGCACAAGGCUGAAGAAAAGCGAGCAGCAGCUGAAGCCAAGAGAAACCGGCAAGCAGCAAAAACUGAGCGGCAAGUGGAGUAUAUACGCAGAACUGGUCGCAUCCCUUCCUCCUUUUCCUGCUGCGGUUGGUGCUCUUAAAAUUUGAAACACCUUCUGCGGAGGCCUUUUGUUGCUUGCUUGUCUCAAUUUUAUUUUAUUUUUUUAAUUUUUAAUUUUUGCAUAUGUUUCAUGUGCUGUGUAAAAAGCCUUUGCUUCUUUCUUAUACAUGAGCAUGUUGAUAUCAUCCAAUCCUGGUGUAAAAACUAAGACCUGGUUUUGCCAAGUUUAUGAAGAAAGGAAGUGCUUCCGAUAUUACUAUUAUAA
Messenger RNA from Alnus glutinosa, 2146 nucleotides. RefSeq lists its product as uncharacterized. The coding region runs from base 362 to 1921 and encodes 519 amino acids. Lineage: Eukaryota; Viridiplantae; Streptophyta; Magnoliopsida; Fagales; Betulaceae. The transcript has 6 exons. The record is from RefSeq and is a predicted model, not a curated record.